Messenger RNA from Helianthus annuus (common sunflower), 2973 nucleotides. RefSeq lists its product as uncharacterized. The transcript is spliced from 3 exons. The record is from RefSeq and is a predicted model, not a curated record. Lineage: Eukaryota; Viridiplantae; Streptophyta; Magnoliopsida; Asterales; Asteraceae. The coding region runs from base 1808 to 2596 and encodes 262 amino acids.
AAAAAUUUUGGUCCAACUCGCCCCGUACGGUGUAUGUUUUGGUCAAAAAUUACCGAAGCAAUUAAGUGAUCAAAUUAGUUAAGUGAGGUAGUAUGCUAAGAGAAUGUGUUCAAAAAUGUGUUAAUCAAGUGGUUUGCAAAAACAAUUUCAGGAUACGGCUCAGGAUAUUGAGCUGUAUCUAUGAUCAAACAAUGAGCAAAAAAGGUAAAAGGUGACACGGGAUGUACGAGGAAAGCCCUUGAUCAAUCUAGAUCGCCGGUACAAAACCUUGGGAGUUGACAAUCGCAGCUGCCUUGUUCUUCUAUUGCUUAAACGUCAGGAUACAAUGCAGGAUAUUGAUCAGAUCGCUAAGUGUUACAAUGUUUGUUGUGAAAGUGAAAGUUGCGAGAAAAGAAAGUGUGAGAGCAGUGAGUGUUCGUGUUGUGUCCUAUUCGAUCUGAUUUAUCCAUCUAUUUAUAGUUACGAAAUACAAACAAGAACUCCUAUAAAAAAGGGAUGCUCCCGAAUAUUCCAUUGUGAACGUUGUAGACCGAGUAAAGUGGCUUCAACGUCUUUCUUCGAACUACUUAGACCGAGUCUUCCGGAGAGAGAGUCCUCAUGAACGUUGCGAUCUCGAACUCAUAUUACUGCACACAAUUCGUUAGUGAUCCUCAGGAUAUCAUUCAGGAUGUUACCAAUAUCCUGAAUGUGUAACCCGGGGUAUGAACAGAUAUCAUAUAGUCAGGAUAUAGCUCAAAAUAUUGACUAAGAUAUAGGCUCAGAAUUUCACCCAUAACAAUUGUCCCCAAAAAUGUUACCGUUAGGUAUCCUGACGCUAACGGUUACAUUUUUCACGAGUAACGAGGUAAUUAAGUGAUAAGACUCUGAUGGGACUGGUUGUAACCACGCAGCCUACAUUUACUCAUUUCACCCCUAUAACUUCUCAUCCUCAUCAUCAUUUAACCUUCACUGAAGAGAAAAAGGUAAACAUCUCUCUCUCUCACUUCCAUCUUUUUCCUCCAUACUCUUCAAUAUUCCGGUGAUCAUAUGGCAAGACAGACAAGAUCUAGCUCCGGCGACUCUGCUCCCACGUUCAUUCACUAGAAUAUUCUCCAAGAUCCGGAGAAGGAAAUAUGCUCUUUCGAUAAUGCCCACUUGUCGGCCCUCCAAACCUCCGGCAUCUUCCCGAAAGGGACGGUGUUCCGGCCAUUUGAUCGGGAAAUCCGAUCAGAUAUGGUUUCCGACGAGUGGUUGUGUUUCAACGCUUUUCCUUUUACCCUAGGGCUGCAAUUUCCCUUUUCAAACUUUAUCACCGAGUUCUUCAACACUACCAAAAUCUGCUUCAGUCAGACAAUGCCAAUGCUUUGGCGAGUCUUGUCUGUUGUUGAUCAAAUCAAGAACAAUCAUAUCCCUGACCUUUCCAUUCACGGCCUCCCCUUAGCAUACCGGCUUAGAUGCAAUGGUUCUUGUCGAUUUUUGUUUUAUUCCACUUCGGGUGAUCCACUGAUACUCCGAGCCACCAGGAACGGAGAGGAGUGGAAAUCAAAGUUUUUCUUUAUAAAAAGAGAUUCAAUCCCUGGUGGAGCAGAUUAUCCGGUGAAAUGGUUGAAAAGGGUAGGACUUAGGGUUUUAGGAUGAUCCUGCCUUAUAUCCUGCUUUAUAUCUUGUAUUGACUUUUCUGUUUUCUUGUAUACAGCUGACUUCAGGAAACUUGCACCCCCCCUUAGCCGACUCACAAAAAAGAAUUGACGCCAUCAGACUUCUCCUUGAAGCCGAAAGAAGUUUCAACCCAUCUCCAGCAUCUCCAAGUCCACUUUCCAGUGCAAACAUGUCUAAUUCCAGCAAAGUUCCAAUAUUCCUUGAUCUUGACGAACUCGACAGUUAUCCUACUCCACCCGUUGUCAAGAAAGAGGCUCCUGCUGCGACCAGCUCAAAACCGCUUCCGGCUCCCAAGCCUACUACGAGGGCUCGUGCUUCCACCGCAAAAAAGAGAAAGGGCUCCGAAGUCAGCGUCCCAGGCCCCGAAGGAUUCUCCUAUGAUGAGCUCAGUUUUACUGAUUCCUUGGAGCUGAUGACAUCCUUCCUUAAUAAGGGCCUCCAGCAUCUGCUCCACCUUUACAGCGAUGCCUGUGGUACCGUUGCACUUCAUGAAGCCAGGAUCAAACAGCUCGAGACCACCAUUGCCGAUCAGGGUGUCAUUGCCGAAGCCAAGACUCGGCAUUAUGAGGACAAACUGAAGAAGGUCACCCAGGAUGCCGAGGUCAAGCUGGCUACCGUUCAAAUGGAGCACGAACAGGCCAUGGUUUCCUUCCGGGAAGGGAUCAAAGCUUCUGCCAUUGUCUCUCUGCUACAGGCUCGUAUCAAGAUGGCUUAUGAGGCCAAGGAGACAGGGCUUGAGUGCCCAGCCUGGCCGGUUGAAUCCUGGGUGGCAAAGUUGAAGGAGCUUGGAGGCAAGGCAGUGCCAUAUCCUGGCGAGACCGGUGAAUCUUCCAAGUCAGCAGAAGUGUUGGACAAGGCUGAGGAGAAGAAGGAUGUUGGGGCGGAUGCUGGUGAGGAUGCUGCUCAGGAUGCUGAAGCUGAGAAGACGGAGAAGACUGGUGAGGAUGCCGCUGUGUGAGGGCACUUGAGUGGGCGAUGAUGGAUGUUUAUGCCUAGGCCGGAGCCCACUUUUUUAGAUUUGAUGGUUGUGGUCCUUCGAACAAUUUACUUUUCUUGUCUUUAAAACAAUUUACUUUCCUGCAUUUAGACAAUAUGAUGACCAAAGGUGGAUGGGUCCUGGGUUUCAGGAUGAAGCCCUUGGUCAUCAAUUAGUAUAAUCUGUUUUGAACAAUAUAACAGUUGGAGGUGGAUGGGUCUCAGUUUGAGAUGAAGCCUUCAACUGUUAUGUAAAUAUAACCACGAACUUAUUGUGCUUUCGGUGGAUGGGUCUCGGUUUGAGAUGAAGCCGAAAGCACAAUCUUUUGCCAUAUUAAUAACAUAACUCUCUUUUGACCU